UGUAACUAACUACCCACCCUUGUCAUCUUAGACUCUUUACUGUUACACUUUACAGUUACGAAAAUAGCCCUAACUACGGUGCUCCGCUUCACUCCGACGACUACCACCGAAGCCACCUCCACUCCCAUCCCAUCUUCUAAUCCUUUGACGACGAUUAGUUUGUGUAUAUAUGGAUUCAACAGCAAAUUGGUUUGGAGGGUCUGAGAGCCUAGUGGCAUUGGCCCAACAGCUCUGUCACUACAAGGCACCGCGAAUGCCCUUUGAUGAUGAUUCAGAGGAGGCCACCUCUGAAGAGAGUGCAGGAAAGGUCGUGUCCCAAGUGGGUGUCGUGGAAUCGGCUACCCCAAUUAGCCGAAACCCACAAAGAUUCAAACAAAAGAGAGCAGCUGUCUUAAUCUGUCUUUUCCAAGGAGAUGCUGGGGAUCUGAGAGUAAUUCUCACAAAGCGGUCCUCCACUCUGUCUACUCACUCGGGUGAAAUUGCUUUGCCAGGGGGUAAAGCAGAGGAGGGUGAUAAGGAUGAUGGUGACACAGCUACGAGGGAGGCACAUGAGGAAAUUGGUUUGGAUCCAUCACUUGUCAAUGUUGUGACGGUUCUUGAACCAUUCCUUUCCAAGCAUCUUCUUAGAGUAGUUCCAGUCAUUGGCAUACUUAAUGACAAGGAAUCAUUCAAGCCUGCUCCUAAUCCUGAUGAAGUAGAAACUGUAUUUGAUGCCCCAUUGGAAAUGUUUAUUAAGGAUGAGAACAGAAGAGUAGAAGAAAGAGAGUGGAUGGGGAACAAGUACCUUAUUCAUUUCUUUGACUAUGAAACAGAGAAUAACAAGUUCAUGAUAUGGGGUUUGACUGCUGGGAUCUUGAUUAAAGCAGCAUCAGUUGUAUACCAACGGCCACCGCCUUUUCCAGCGCAAAAUCCUAUCUUUAAAAUUCUUCGAAAUGUAGAAAAAGAUACUGCAUUGCCCUAAUUAUAAGAAAAAAGAAAAAUUCUUUUGGAGUGUAAUAAUGUGACAGUGUGUUACUUCACCUAAUAGAUUUGAUUCUUGUGGCAAA
Molecule: messenger RNA, 1046 nt
Organism: Cannabis sativa
Lineage: Eukaryota; Viridiplantae; Streptophyta; Magnoliopsida; Rosales; Cannabaceae
Product: nudix hydrolase 15, mitochondrial
Exons: 5
Coding region: 170-961 (263 amino acids)
Biological process (GO): coenzyme A catabolic process
Molecular function (GO): acetyl-CoA hydrolase activity; coenzyme A diphosphatase activity
Source: RefSeq, a predicted model, not a curated record